Cinara cedri is the source of this 4743-nucleotide messenger RNA. The record is from the annotation of a GenBank genome assembly. NCBI's taxonomy places the organism in Eukaryota, Metazoa, Arthropoda, Insecta, Hemiptera, Aphididae.
UAUGGAUAGUAUAGCACGCCCAGCCGCCCAGACAUUUUCGAUUACGAAUUUCAAAGCCGUAUACUGAUAAGCUGAUAAGCGAUAAACGAUUGACCAUAUUUCCAUUUUUUGAGUGAAAUAGUUCAUAAGUAAUAUUUUUCUACGUGAUGUAUUGUUAGUUUACGAUGAGUUUUAUAUUGCCAAACGGUAUUUGGUAUAUUUUAGUAUAAUAUUAUUGAGAAUGUUUAAUGUUACUUGUCUCGAGUUAAUCAACUAUCAUUAAUUUUUUUUUGUUCUCAAAUAAACUGCUUCAAUAUGAUGCAACAAUAUCUUAAGGAAAUGGAACAGGUAAUAUUUUGAAAUCCAUGUUGGAUUAAUUUUACUAACAGUAUUUGACUAUUGUUAAUAUGAUAUAUCAUUGAUAGGACCCAUACGAUCCGGAUGAGUUUGUCGAACGUAUGGCCUAUCGAGUAUUUGGAAACAGUGCCAAUGAUGAUAACACAGUAGUAGACGAUCUUCAAGAUACCUUUGUCCAAGCAAUAAAGUACUAACUCUAUAAUAUUAAAUACUUUAAUAAUAAUUUGAUGAAUAAAAAAUGUCUAAUUAAUAUUAAUUUUAGAGACCUAAAGUUUUUACAAGAACGUCAGAAAAGAAAAUGUGAGAAACUAGAACAAGAUUGUCGAGAAAAAGAAUCCCUAUACUUAUCUCAAAUUCAAAAUCGCCAAGAUCAUAAUAAAGUAAUUACAUAGUUAAUAAUAUUAUUUAUCAGAACCAACUUUAUUUUUUUUAUUAUUAUUAUUCUUAGAAUGUAAUUUAUAUUUGUUUUCGAACAUAUUUAAUUUUAAUUUCCUUUACUAUUGUAACAGGCUGGAAUAUUAAUAUUUCAAAAUUUGGAUGAACGAAUAAAUUAUGUUGCUACUAAAGUUAUUCAUGUGGGAAAUCAGUUAGAAUCUAUUAAUACACCACGUUCUAGAACUGUACAAGUUCAUAAACUUAUUGGUUAUUUAGAAGAAUUUAUGUCAGCUGGACCCCUAACUUCAAUUGUUUUUAAUGAUCCAACAAAGGUAAACAAUAUUUGUAUCUUAUGUUAAUUUGUGUAAGUUAAACAAUAACUUAGGCCCUCCUCACACAGGGAUACUCAAAAGAAAUUGCAAUCGUCUAGAUACUAAGAGACUGGGUAACUAGACAGUUGUGCAUGUGUGUUUGAAUAGUGUUGUUCAGAUGGCACUACAUAAAUGUCGUAACUGAUAAACUGAUGCGACUUGUUGCCUGGCAACUAGACAUGUCAACCUCUUCGCUACUCUAGUUGAUUAAGUUGCUUCAAAGUUACCUAAACUUUAUCUUUUAUUCUGUAUCCAAUUUUUAUUAUCUAUUAUAGAGCAAAAUUUUGAAAUUAAAUAGCAUCCUGAGCUAUACAAUUAAUCAUUAAAGAGAUACUCCAAAAAUAAAUCUACUACUAUAGAAUCACUACCAGACAUUACGAAAUAUUAACAACAGUUCAAAAAUUAAUAUACUAAUAAUAAAUAAUAUACAUAAUAUAUUAAUUAAUAUAAAUAAUAAAUAUUAAUAUACAUGUAUUGUACAAACAACUGAAAAAUACUAAACUGUGUUGUUGAAAUUGUGAGGAGAUACUAAUUUGGAAUGCUUUAUGUAACUGGUAACUUAAAUUUCUUUGUUGCUCAGUCUCCUAGUAUCUUGGCAAUUAUAGUUUCUUUUGUGUAUCUUCGUGUGAGAAGCGCCUUAAUGUGUAUUAACAUUAAUCUUAACUUUUCAUAGAUUGAUGAAGCGGCAGAUAUAAUACAAAAACUAUUCCCUAUAGCUCUAGAGCUUUCUCCAGGCAAGUAAGUUUUCAACUAAAUAUUGUAUUUUUAUUUAUUUUAAUACAUGCUUUUCUUGGUUAGAUUUGAAGAAGCUAAGAUGAAAAUAAUUAAAAAGUAUGAUGAAAUUGAAAUUUCCUUGAUAGAAGAAUUUAUCAAAAAUCAUUCCCAAAAAAAUUUAACUCGCAUGAAAGAAAUUGCUGCUAUAUUAAAUCAUUUCAAAGGUUAUUCUCAAUGUGUGGAUGCAUUUAUUGAAAACAGCCAAGCAGUAAGUUAAUGUUUAUUAGGAAUUAUUUAAUUAGUUCAUACAUUUAUCAGUUUUUAAUUUUGGCAAUUAUUUUAUUAGAAUUCUCUUUCGGGAAAAAAUUUGUUUUCUGAAAUUAUUCCUGUCUGUGAAUAUAAUCUAAAAAUCAUUGAAAGUGUUUUUAUAAAUCCUGAUCAAAUUAUGGCAAAAUUUGUACUAAAUAUUUAUCAACUUAAAUUACAGGUAAUUAUUAUAUAAAAUAUAUUUUUUUGUUGAAGUUAUUUUACUUAUUGGCUAAUUUGCAUAUAUUUUUUAGAAUCAUAUUAUUUCAAUAUUAUCUGAUGUUAAGGAUACAGCUAGUUAUUUGGAAAAGCUUUCUCAGCUAUAUAAAAAGUAUACUAUAAUAGAAACAUAAUUUGUUAUUAAUAGGAUUAAUUUUUUUUUUUUUUCAGAACUACAAUAUUAUCCAAGCAUUUUUCAAGUUUGAAUUUGGGACACGAUGAUAUGUUUUUAAAUAAAAUGCAAACAAAUAUUUUCCAAAAAUAUUUGGAUACAUACUUUGUGUACUAAUUUACAUUUUUUAAUAUUAAAUUAGUUAUAUUUGUUUAAUUAUAAUUUUUAAAUUAUGAUUUUUAGUUCUGAAUUGAAAAAUCUUAAAGACAAUUUGUUGAUAAUUUUACAAAAAUUCUACGCUUCUAAAGGACAUACAAGAAAACAAUUCCAGGCUGGCGGGUGAUUAUAAUUAAUUUAUUUUAUUUUAUUUCUGUUGUUUACCUAACUUGAGAAUACAAAUCUUUUAAAAUCUAAUACUGAAGAGUACUUAUGGCAAAACCAAUGAUCUUUGGGUAAUGUGCACUGAGAAUAGCUAUGAGCCUUUUUUGAAUUUCCUUGGUAUUAUAAAGGAAAUACAGGGUAAGUUAUAUUGUUGAAUAAAACAGUAUGAUUUUGAAAGGAGUAAUUAUUACCAGAAUAAUAGAGUACAAAGCAUGCCAUGAAAAUAAAAAAAUUGGUUAUAAAUGAAGUUUAUAGGUUCAAGUAUUUAAUAUUAAGGAUAAAGACAUUUUUUUAUUUUAUAAUCAUCAAAAUUACUGUUUUUAGCUUUCAAGAAUUAAGGAGAGAUUUACAAACUGUUAUUAGCACUCGUACAAAUUUUAAUAUAAUGCACAUAGAAGAUUAUGGUGGAGAAACAUUUUUGUCAGAAAAUGUUGCUAUAGCUUUUCUUCAAGAAUUUAAUCAGUCGUUAGAAAGAUGUUGUACGGUAUUUAUCAUUUGUAAAAUUUUACUUGUAUAAUUAUGCAUGCUAUUGUUAUAGCAAAUAAAAGUAAUUUACGUUUAUUAAUAUAAACUAUUAACUUUAUUCAGCUGUCCACAUCAAAUAAUAUUCCAUCCAACUGUUAUCAGAUUUUUGAAGUAUUGACAAUGUAUUUGAUAGAAGAUUUUGUUGAUUAUGGUAUAGAAUUAGCUGUACAAUCUGUGCCAAUACCAGAAGCUAAAACCCACGAACCUCCUAGUAUUAUCUUUUUUGAAGUAGUAAAACAAGUUCAUAGGAUAAUUGUUUUAUAUGAAAAUCAAUUUUCAGAAACUUUAGUCCCAUUGAUUAUGUAAGUAUUAUAUAUUUUUUUCAAACCAUUAUCUUGGAUGUAUAGUUAUUGAUAUUUGAAUCUAGUAUAUUUUGUUUUAUUUUUUUAUAAUUAUUAAAAGAACAACUCCAAAGUAUUCACAGUGUAUUAAUUUAAAGAAAAAUAAACUUGAACAAAUUGAAUCGAAAAUUGAUUUUGGUCUAGAUAGGUAUGAACAAAUUGAAUAAUAAUUAUUUCAAAAUUAUUACUAUUUUAAAUUAAAUGACUGUUUUAGAUCUUUAAAUGCAAUUACUGGUUGGAUUAAAAUUUGUCUUGCUUCUGAACAAAAAAAAUCAGAUUUCAAGCCAGAAGCUGAUGUUGAUACUAUGAUUUCAGUAGUAAAUAAAUAUAUAAUUUUAUUAUUUUGUGUAUUAUUGUUAAAAUAUUUUUUUGAAAUCAUUUAAAUAAUAUUCCAGAAUUAUUUAUAUAUUUAAUGGUGUUAUAGGCUUGUAAAUAUGUUGUGCAAUAUUUAAGUUCUAAUAUUAAACAUAUACGUGAGUGCUUAGAUGAUAAAAAUGCUGAACUAGUCUUUGUUGAACUUGGAAUAAAAUUCCAUCGUAUAAUUUAUGAACAUUUAUUACAAUUUACAUAUAAUUCUGCUGGUAAGAAUUCAUAUUUUACUCUUUACUGUGUACAAAUAUAAUAUUUUUAAAUAAAACUAAUUUGUUUAGGAGCAAUGUGUGCAAUAUGUGAUGUAAACGAAUAUAGAAAGUGUAUUAAGGAUUUGGGUUCAAAAUUAGUGAUAAAUUUGUUUGACACUUUGCACGCAUUAUGUAAUUUGUUACUUGUAAAACAUGAAAAUUUGAAACAAGUCUGUUUUGGAGAAACUUUGGUAAAUUAUUGUUCUGUUAACUUUAUUGUGACAAAUAUACUAUUAUUAUUAUCAUUAUUAAAAAAAAUAUACAUAAUAUUAUGUAUUAAUUUAUGAUUUUCAAUUUGAAUAUAUUUUAUAUAGGUUGGUUUGGAUCACUCUGUACUAAGUAAUUUUAUUCAGUUACGUAGUGAUUUUAAAACUCAAAAGUUGGGCAUUUUGCUGAAAAAUCUAACAUCUAGAUGAUCCUUUAUAAUUUAUGGUACAAAUGUA